UGCUUCAUUUUUGGUUCAGACAACUCGCUUACACAUCCUUGUUGGAAAUGAAGAAAUAUUUAUUAACAUUUAUACUGUGUCUUUAUGUUGAGAAGAAUCAUGUCCGUGCAGCUGAAAGUGACCAGGUGCUAUAUGUGCGCCCAAGAAGUGAAAGACAGACCGAAGUGCUAAAGAACAUAACCUCAAUGCCAGAGGUUAUUCUCUGGAAACCCGAUUCUCCAGAAAAUAUAAUGACAGACAAGGAAGUUCAUUUCUAUAUUAAUAUUUCCGCUGUAAAUUAUGUGAAGUCCAGGCUGAAUGAGUCCGCAAUUUCAUACACGGUCUUGGUUGACAAUGCACAAGAACUUAUUGAACAACAGACAUUAAACAAUACAGUUAAUCCUCGCGGCUCAGAGUCAUAUUAUGAACAAUAUCAUCGACUUGAAGAGAUCUACACCUGGAUGGAACAAAUAACACAGAAGCAUCCUGACAUGCUUGAGAAAAUUAACAUUGGUUACUCCUAUGAAAGGCGCCCUCUCUAUGUACUGAAGGUGUCUGGCAAAGUAAAAACAGCUAAAAAAGCCAUAUGGAUUGACUGUGGGAUACACGCAAGAGAAUGGAUAGCUCCUGCUUUCUGUUUGUGGUUUGUUGGACAUGCCACUGAAUUCUAUGGUGUCGAUAAGAUCAUGACAAAACUUCUACGAUACGUUGACUUUUAUGUGCUACCUGUGAUGAAUGUGGAUGGCUAUCACUAUACUUGGACAACUAAUCGAAUGUGGAGAAAGAAUCGUUCUACCAACAAGAACAAUAACUGCGUUGGAACUGAUUUAAAUAGGAACUUUGAUGCUGGAUGGUGCGGUCCUGGCGCCUCCAGCAAUCCUUGCCAUGACACAUAUUGUGGACCUUAUCCUGAAUCAGAACCAGAAGUGGCAGCAGUUGUCCAGUUUCUUAAACAGCAUAAAGACAGUGUGAAUGGAUACAUAACUAUACAUUCCUAUUCCCAGAUGGUGCUUUUUCCAUACUCAUAUACAAAAGAGAAAAGCAGCGACCAUGAUGAGUUGCUAAAACUGGCAAACAAAGUUACUGAUGGAAUAAGGUCAGCAUCGCAUAAUAAAUAUAUAUAUGGGCCAGGAGCAGAGACCAUUUAUUUGGCACCAGGAGGCUCUGAUGACUGGGCGUAUGAUUUUGGUAUCAAGUAUUCAUUCACAAUAGAACUCCGGGACAGAGGAACAUACGGCUUUUUACUUCCAACUCAUCUAAUAAAACCAACAUGUUCUGAAGCCCUAACUGGGAUCAAAAUAAUUGCAACUCAUAUUGUAAAAAAUCUGUAAUUUUUAAAAAGCCUGAUGCAAAAUUGAAUAUGUCAUAUAAUUAAACAUCAGCAUAGAAUAUACAAUUAACAUUUGUAAAAUACA
Molecule: messenger RNA, 1394 nt
Organism: Bombina bombina (fire-bellied toad)
Lineage: Eukaryota; Metazoa; Chordata; Amphibia; Anura; Bombinatoridae
Gene: CPB2
Product: carboxypeptidase B2
Exons: 11
Coding region: 48-1310 (420 amino acids)
Biological process (GO): proteolysis; fibrinolysis
Molecular function (GO): metallocarboxypeptidase activity; zinc ion binding
Source: RefSeq, a predicted model, not a curated record